Messenger RNA from Eimeria tenella, 4011 nucleotides. RefSeq lists its product as uncharacterized. Gene Ontology annotation, biological process: regulation of transcription by RNA polymerase II. Gene Ontology annotation, cellular component: SWI/SNF complex; nucleus. Lineage: Eukaryota; Apicomplexa; Conoidasida; Eucoccidiorida; Eimeriidae. The record is from RefSeq and is a predicted model, not a curated record. Gene Ontology annotation, molecular function: transcription coregulator activity. The transcript is spliced from 6 exons. The annotation marks the transcript as partial.
AUGGAGGCGGCCCAUUCGGCGUUUGCUGCGCUGCACAUGCGCCGCCACAGCUUGCUGCUGUGGCUGGACGUUCCCUGCGGCCUUGCUGCAGCAGAAGCAGCAGUGUUUGGAGCAGCAGCAGCAGCACAAGUAGACGUGGCUGGAGAAAUGUCUCUAGAAAGCCUAGAUGACUGUGUAUCUGCUUCUCGCUGCUGCCGCUUGCUGCAGCAGCUGCUGCCUGUUGCUGCAGCAGACACCAAGCUGGUGGCCCUGGGCGCCCCCAGCUGGCUCUCGGGGCCCCCUCCUAAUAUUAGUGGCUGCGCAGCCCCAGUGCUGCUGCAGCAGCUGCAGCAGCGCGCAGCAGCAGUCAAGGAAGAAGUGCUGCAGCAGCUGCGCGGGGGCCACGCCGCGCUAGCAGCAGCAGCAGCAGCAGCAGCAGGUGACUCCAAUCACGUGGCAGUCCCUGUGAAGUUUGACCGCGCCUGGGAGGAGGCCCAUUGCUGGGUUGUGGCUGUGCAGCAGCUGCAGCUGCAGCUGCAGCAGCAGCAGCAGCAGGACCCCUGGCUCGUCAGAGAAGGAGUGCUAAAUGCAGAGGAGUGGCAAGAGGCCCAAAAGGCAGCUCUCAGUCUUCCCCCCUUCGUCCUGUUUGCUGCUCUCCUCGCAGCCUCCAGGCAGCAGCACCAGCAGCAGCACCAGCAGCAGCAGCAGCAGCAGCAAAAGCAGCAGCAGACAGCCUCUCCCGGGCUUCUCGAGCUGACCACAGCAGAAACUGCCCAAGGGCUGGAGACAGUCCUCGGCCUUCCACGCCACCUAAGUGUGGCAGCCGCUUUGCUGCUGGACAUUCGCGGCGAGGGACUCAUCAGCUACACAGACUUUAGGAGGCUUCCUUCUUACCUGCAUGCAGCAGCGAGCACUGCUGCUGCUGCUGCUGCUGGGUGUGCUGCAGCCGCUGAUGCUGCCGUUGGGGGCCGUGGAUCUGCCUGUGCAGCCCCUUGGUGGCUGGAGGCGCUGCUGCAGGGGCCUCGGCAGGCAGCAGCAGCAGCAGCAGCAGCAGCAGCGCUCAGAAGCGACGUGCUGCUGCUGCUGGCAGCAACUCGCAGACAGGGGCCCCUCCAGAGGGCCCUGCUGGGGCUGGCAGCCCCGGAGCAGAUUCCUCUUGCUGCUGCUGAGACACACAAGGUGCUGCUGCGCCUGGGGAUGAGACCCGAGGCUGCUCGCGGGCUCCAGCUGCUGCUUCAGGCUGCUGGAAUGAGCAGCAAAUGCCGAAACAGCAGCAGCAGCAGCAGCAGCUUCCCGUCUCUCUCCAUGGUUCAGCAGUGGCUGCAUGCAGCGCAGCAGCUGGCCCCGCUGGUGCUGCAGGAUGUCUUUUGCUGCCUCUUUGCUUCUCAGCCUUUCUCUUCGGCAACUACAGCAGGCUCAGUUUCAGACGGCAGCUGGGGCGCCUGGGAAGGUUCUCGCGUUGCUGCACUUAUCGAAGCAGCAGGACUUAGCUCAUUGGCGGCAUCUGCUUCUUCAAGUCCGUCGCACUGCAGCAGCAGCAGCAGCAGCAAUGACAGCGACGACCAGGUGGCGCUGCUGGACCCCUGUAGGAUCCGCAGCAGCUACAGGGCCUUUCAGCAGCAGCAGCAUGAGCUGCUGCUGCUCUUGCUGCGCUCCCUCCGCACAGCUAACCUCUCCAUUGAGGCUUUUUGCUGCAAGCGCCUGCUGCGGACGCAGCAGCAGCAGCAGCAGCGUGCUGCUGCUGCUGCACAGACACCUGAGGCAGCCGCUGCUUCGCUGCUUUGCCGCAUCAAAUACCACACGAUACCCUCUGCAGCAGCAGCAGCACUACCUGCAGCAGCUGAUGUUUCCCGGUGGGUAUUUGUAGAAGAAUGCUCGUUGCUGCUGCUGCCUGCUCUGGGCAGCAACAGCAACGGCGCUGCUGUCGCUGCUGUGGCCUCAGCUUUGCAUUUGCUGUUUGAUGCAGCAGACCCCAAAGCCAGGGGAUCUGUCUCUGCUGCAGCACUGCAGCAGCUGCUGCAAGACGCUGAGCUGCUGCAGUUGCAGCGGGACAGCCGAGCGCUCGUGGCGCUGCGACGGCUUGAAGCCCAGCACUCCCCGCAGCAGCAGCAGCAGCAGCAGCAGGACUUGACAGUAAGCAGUGGGGUCUUCGAGCUAGCAGAGCUGCUGAACGAGUCCUUAGCAGCAAAGGCGGAGCGACAGCAGCAGCAGCAGCAGCAGCAGCAGCGGCUGAGUGCAGCAGCUCUCCGCUUCCACCCCGCGCUGCAGCGGCUGCGGGAGAAGAUGCUGACGAGCAGCUGGACCUUCGCAGACUUGUGCACUCACCUGGGCUGCAGCGCGUCUGCUGCGCGCUCAUUGACCUGCAGCAGCAGCAGCAGCAGCAGCAGCAGGAAGGGACUUUCUCUGUAUAGGACUGCUUUCCGCCGCUCUGCUGCAGUCCGGGCGGCUCUGGUCAGCAGCACAGCAGCAGAUGAUUUAUUUGACCGUCUGGCAGUGCCUGAAGAGGCUGAGCCCCGUGCUGCAGCAGCACGAGCCGCCAGCAGCAGCAGCAAGAAGCAGCAGCAGCUGCAGGAGCAGCAGGAGCGCUUUAGCCUCCCCCUGCUGCACGUAGAAGACCUUCUUGCUGCACUUGCUUCCCAGAAGCAAUUCUGGGGCGUCUGCAGCAGCGCGGCCUGCCGAGUCAUAUUUUUGCUGCUACGGCAGCGCCUGGCUUCCAUUCAGCAGCAGCAGCAGCAGCAGGAGCAGCAGCAAAGGCAGCAAGAAGGGGCCCCUCGCACGGAAGCAGAAUUGCUGGCAGAUCUACUCGUCGCCACUGAGCACGCAUCCAGGAACCUUCCUCACUAUCAGCAGCAGCAGGCAGCGGCAGAAGCAGCAGCAGCAGCAGCAGCAGCAACAGCAGCCGAAGGGCAGGCACUGGUGUCGCGCCUAGUGUUGCAGCAGACAGCAGCAGAUAUUGCAGAAGGGCUUCUAAUUGCUGCUGACCUUGAUGCCCUCGCCGACUGGUGUGGAAAAGACCAGGGCCUUCCUGAAGGCGUUUGUGAUGCUUCCAUGGUUUUCCGGGCGAUGGAAGAUGCAGCAAGCCGCACCAGCAGCAAGCAGCAGCAGCUGCUGCAGUGUCUUGCAUCUGAAGCACUUGCUGCAGCAGCAGCAGCACAGGGGCGGGGCUUCCAGCAGGGAGCCAGGGCCCUCACUGUGGGUGAAGUGGCAGCAGCACUUGAAGCGAGGGGGCACAGAGUCUUCUCUUCAGAAUUUCUGCUGCUGCUGACAUCUUUGCUGCCGCCGCAGCAGCAGGAGCAGCAGCGGCUGCUGUUUGACUUGCAGCAGGGCUUGCUGUACGUUGAGCCUCUGCAGGCUGCGCUGCAGGGCCAAUUGUCUCCAGGUGAAACUGCUGCCAGUAGCAGCAGCAGCAGCAGCAACCAGGGCAGCAGCCUGGGUGCUGCUACAAAGCCGUGCGCUGAGCUGCUGCUGCAGCUGCUGCUGCUGCGCAUGCGUGCUGCUGCUGCGCUGCAUUCCCUUGAUGCUGUGCAGCUUUUUGCUGCAGUUUGCAGCAGCAACACAGACAGCCCCACAGCUGCAGAUUGGCAUGCAGCCCUUCGGGCCUCACUGGUAGAGAGUGGUGGGAGCUCCUGCUGCUGCUUCUGCUGCAGCAAGAGCUGCAGCAACAACAACAAAGAUUGCCACUGCGUGGAGUCUACAGUUGCUCGUUUGCUGCUGCUGGUUCAGACUCCUCAGGACCUGGGGGAACUGUUGCUGCUGCAGCUGCCGCUGCUGCAGCAGCAGCUGCCAGCGCUCUUCCUGGGCCCCGGUUCGGAGCAGCAGCAUCAGCUGCUGCAGCAGCUACAGCAGCUCAGUCAGCAGCAGCAGCUGCAGAAGAUGCAGCAGCUGCAGCAGCAGACAUGGGGUCGGGUGACUGCUAGGGAGUUCAAGGAGUUCUUUUCCCGCGGGGGCAUCGGCGCAGCAGCAGAACUCUGGCUGUUGCUGCUGCAACAGCAGCAGCAGCAACGGGAAGAAGAAAGGGCGGAUGAACAAGAA